GCUGGAGGGUUGGUCUGUAAAUAUAUUAGUGGUUUAGGACUUUACUCUGUGCUGCUGGUGGGAGCUAGAUGUGACACCUAAAAAAACUUUUUCAACUUUUUUUUUUUUUUUUUUUUUAAAUGAUCAAAAUCUGUUGAACUUUGAGAUCAGGAUCCUCAGACUGUAGUUUGGGCAGCAGAUGGCUCUGACAGACCGUAACUUAUUCUCCAGGGAGGGGAUGUCGGUUCACACUGGGAAAGACCACAGAAACUGCUCAAAGAGCUUUGUUGGCACAUAGGAAACGUGUAAUUUAGAGUAAGAUGUGAGUGAAACACAACCGUCUCCAGCCGGAUCACUUCCAAGUCACACCGACGAGGCAUUUACUGACCCCUGACCUUGGCUUGUGCAGCAAAGUGUCGUCAGGUUGCUUUAGUGCUCAUCACACAGUCACCUUGGCAAUGACAGUCCGUCUCCUGCUAUGACAUCACUCCAAAGAAAAGGAGAUGAGGAGGAGGAAGAUGAUGUGGAAGAGGUAGGGGGUGGUGGCAUCUCUGGCUCUACAAAACCUCUGCAGCAUCCCAGCUGAUGCCCCAGCAGAACCGCCUCGACCAAAAGAGACAGACGCAGGAGAGCGAAAAAUCCGUCCUCCCAAUUCCACCACGGGGAAAGAGAAGAGGAGGAGCAAGCCAAGUGAGAAACGGAUGCUCUCAGCAGGUGCCUACAAGUGAGAGGAAACUGGGAGGUGGAGAAGAGAGAGCAGAAGAUACCAAAAGCCUUGAGAGUAUAAACAGUUUUUGUUCCCCCCACCCACCCGUCUCUACCGCCAUGCUGUGUCCUGUGCUCCUCUGUGCCACUUUGCUCCUUCUGACUCCGUUCGAGGUCACAGAGGCUCGUGCUCUGCAUCCCUCUACUGAUGCUGUGCAGUUUGUGGAGCAGUUUUUGGACCGCUACAAUGACCUGCUGACCCUGGACGACCUGGAGAACCUGUUGAACAGCCAGCCGGAGGAGCAGUCCACCCUCUCCUCCGGGGUCAAAGCGGCAGAGUACCCCAAGUGGGCCGACCUGCAGACGCAGCCAGAGACCCCGUGGUUCCGCCUGCUGAAGGGCGCCCUUACCAACCAGAAACGGGCAGAACCCGACAGGUCACGGAGGGGGUGGAACCGAGGAUGCUUUGGGCUGAAGCUGGACCGGAUCGGGUCAAUGAGUGGACUGGGCUGUUAGUCAUAAGAGGAAAGCAAAGACUGGCGAUUUAUUUGGUAGAAUAAGCAUUCAUCUGCAAAGAAGAGUAUCAACACGUAGACUCCAUCCUGUCUGUUAUCUGGUUACUGAUGUGGUUUAUCCACUUUAUCCCAUGUGCUCUGAACUAAAUAUAUGCAUCAUGUGUCCAUCAAAGUAUUCUCCUGGAUUGUCAGGCUUGUUUCUGAAAUAAUCUUAUGUCUCUGAGUUUCCCUGACUGUCGUAAAUGUAGAAAUGUUUUGACAUUUUGCGGUCAGGAGACUGACUAAAAGCAUCUGUUACUGACGUAGAUAGCCAAAGAUGAUGGCACCUGUGAUCCCUGCAGUUUUCUUUUUAUGUUCACUUAUGAUUUGCAUGAAUAAAUGGAUUUGACAUUUGUGA
Molecule: messenger RNA, 1596 nt
Organism: Oryzias melastigma (Indian medaka)
Lineage: Eukaryota; Metazoa; Chordata; Actinopteri; Beloniformes; Adrianichthyidae
Gene: nppcl
Exons: 3
Coding region: 565-1200 (211 amino acids)
Biological process (GO): receptor guanylyl cyclase signaling pathway; cGMP biosynthetic process
Cellular component (GO): extracellular region
Molecular function (GO): hormone receptor binding; hormone activity
Source: RefSeq, a predicted model, not a curated record